Molecule: messenger RNA, 461 nt
Organism: Sinocyclocheilus grahami
Lineage: Eukaryota; Metazoa; Chordata; Actinopteri; Cypriniformes; Cyprinidae
Product: lens fiber membrane intrinsic protein-like
Exons: 2
Cellular component (GO): plasma membrane
Molecular function (GO): structural constituent of eye lens
Source: RefSeq, a predicted model, not a curated record
UUACAAAUAUUGGACUAAACAAACCAAGACAUUAUUAUUCUAUCUUUUAACCAUAAAGGCUGCAGUGAUUCAUUAAACGUAGCUCCUUUACCUGCAGUUUCCCCAAAUUUGUGAAGUUCAAAAGUCCAUGUUCCUCCAUCAGUCUAAGCUAAAGUGUCCAGCACCUCUCUCUUUGUUUCUGCCAUUGUCUCUCAUUUCAGCUUACUGGAACGCAACCCGGGCCUUCAUGAUCCUCUCAGCGAUGUCGUGUUUUGCGGGAAUCAUCGCAGGCAUCCUCUCCUUCGCUCACUUCUCCGCCUUUAAGCGAUUCAACCGUUCCUUCGCUGCAGGGAUCAUGUUUUUUAUCUCCACGCUCUUUGUUCUGUUGGCUAUGGCCAUCUACACCGGGGUGACGGUGAACUUCCUCGGGAAGCGGUUCAGCGACUGGCGUUUCUCAUGGUCCUACAUUCUGGGCUGGGUCG